UCCGCCCCAAGCGUCCUUUCCCUCCCCUCCUCCUCCUCCUCCUCCUCCUGUGCAGCUCUAACGGCCUGAGGGGCGGGGAAGAGGCUGCGGCCGAGCGCGGAGGCUUCUUCUCUCCCUGCCAGGCCUGCGAGUGGCUGACUCGGCGGAGGCCAGGAAGGUAGGCAGGCAGGCAGGCAGGCAGGCAGGCAUGGCGGCGGCGGAGCAGGCCCAGCGGGCGGCGGCGGAAUGGCUGCGCUGGGACAAGAAUUCCAAAACAAUUGAAAUAGUGAAGCAGAUGGUCACGAAGGGAAACACAGAAGAACUCCAGCGAUGUUUCGGUUCACGGAUGGAAUUUGGGACGGCAGGACUCAGAGCUGCUAUGGGAGCAGGGACAUCUCAGAUGAAUGACUUGACUAUCAUCCAAACCACUCAGGGAUUCUGUAGGUACCUUGAAAAGACCUGCAGUGACCUAAAGAAAAAAGGAGUUGUCAUUGGCUUUGAUGCUCGGUCCCAUCCUUCAAGUGGAGGUAGCAGCAAAAGAUUUGCACGGCUCGCAGCAGCAACCUUCAUCAGUCAAGGUGUCCCUGUGUACCUCUUCUCCAGUAUAGUACCAACUCCUUUUGUGCCCUACACGGUGAUUCAUCUAAAACUUUCUGCCGGAAUUAUGGUUACCGCUUCCCAUAACCCAAAGCAAGACAAUGGAUACAAGGUAUACUGGGGAAAUGGGGCUCAGAUAAUUUCACCUCACGAUAAAGGAAUCGCUCAAGCUAUUGAAGAAAACCUAGAACCAUGGCCUCAGGCUUGGGAGGAGAGUCUGACUGAAAAAAGUCCCUUUCUCCAUGACCCUUAUCAAUCGAUCAACAAGGACUAUUUUAAAGACAUACAGAGACACUGUUUUUACAGGAAUUUAAACAAGGAAACACAGUUGAAAUUUGUCCAUACUUCUGUGCACGGUGUAGGCCAUGAAUUCGUGCAGUCAGCCUUUAAGGCAUUUGACUUUAGCCCUCCAUUCGCUGUCCCUGAACAGAAGGAUCCCGAUCCAGAAUUUCCGACAGUAAAAUAUCCAAAUCCUGAGGAGGGUAAAGGCGUUCUGACAUUAUCCUUUGCGUUGGCUGAAAAAGUAGGUGCUCGAAUUGUUUUGGCCAACGAUCCAGAUGCCGAUCGACUUGCCGUUGCAGAGAAACAAGAAAGUGGUGAAUGGAAAGUGUUUUCAGGCAAUGAGUUGGGAGCCCUUUUAGGCUGGUGGAUCUUCACUUGUUGGAAAAAACAGCAUCCAGAUCUUGGGGCCAUUAAAGAUAUCUACAUGCUGUCUAGCACCGUCUCAUCCAAAAUCUUGAGAGCAAUUGCGCUUAAAGAAGGUUUUCACUUUGAAGAAACACUGACAGGAUUCAAAUGGAUGGGAAACCGAGCCAAACAGCUUGAAGACCAAGGAAAAACAGUCUUAUUUGCCUUUGAAGAAGCCAUUGGAUACAUGUGCAGCCCUGUCGUCCUGGACAAAGAUGGGGUGAGCGCUGCAGCCAUAACUGCUGAGAUGUCUGCUUUCCUGGCAACCAAGAACUUGUCCCUGUCUCAGCAGCUGAAUGCCAUUUACAAAGAGUAUGGAUGCCACGUUACCAAAGCAUCCUAUUUUAUCUGUUACGACCAGAAGACCAUCCAAGGGCUGUUUGAGAAGCUCCGCAAUUAUGACGGAAAAGAUACCUACCCAAAGACUUGUGGGAAAUUUUCUGUUUCUGGAGUACGAGAUUUGACUACUGGCUACGACAGCGACCAGCCUGAUAAAAAGGCUGUGCUCCCCAGCAGUAAAAGCAGCCAAAUGAUAACGUUUACAUUUAGUAACAGAGGCGUGGCUACCAUGAGGACCAGUGGAACUGAACCCAAAAUCAAAUAUUAUGCAGAGCUUUGUGCCCCUCCUGGAAACAGUAACAUUGAAAAGCUGAAAGCAGAACUGGAUGAAUUGGCCAGUGCCAUUGAGAAAUAUUUCUUCGAGCCCGAGAAGAAUAAACUGCAAGUUAAGCCAGAGUGACCCAAGCUGGCCUGGUUUUGGUCUCUGCGCGAUGGUUAACUACAAUGCAGAUCUUUUAUUGAGGAACCAAGAUUCUACAAACUAGGCUUUGAAAAAUGUGUUUUGUGUUUUAUCAGAUAAUGGAAAUGUCUGAUAGAUGUUCCCUGGGUGGAUUCUUCUUUAACCAAUAGCUUCCUGUUGAAAUCGAACUUUGUUUAACGAACACCUUAAUACAUUUUCAUGUGGGAAGCUUACUGAGCCUUAAUGAACAACUGGAAGUGCUGGAAACAAUUUGGGGCUUGAUGGAGAUUUCAUACUUCACAGUUUUGCUUUCCUUUUUGCUGUGUGCCACCUGUAGCAAUCUGCCUCCCAUCUUGCUCUCUACCAGUGGAACUGUUAUCUUGCAGCAGACAGUUGUCUCUUUUGGCUGGUGUGUUCAAAUGCCUGUUUAAUAUUUCUUCAUUCUGCCUUUCUCAGACUGUUUUGUGCUACUUUUUACUUCUUUCCUUACUAUCUAAUUUUAGAUUCUAGACCUGUAUCUGGCCUAUGUCUGUUGUUUAAUAGGCAACAUCUAAUCACUAUUGUUACUCCAGAAACAAUCAAAAACUAUAUGGAUUUGCCCUGUAUGCAAACAAUCCCCAAUACAAACAAGCCCUUGGAAGGAAGUUCAAAGGAUACAGAGUGGUUUUACAUAUAUAUUUUUAAUUAAAUUUUAACACGAAAGAUUACAGAAGUGAAAGAAACAAAUUAGGAAAAAAUAUAUUACAUGGAUCUACAAUAGUGCUGCAGAUCCAGUAAGAAGAAAAAAGUUUUUUAAAAGUUGCAAAGAAACCAGGAAUAAAAAGGGGAGUGAAAAACCGGAGAGGCAGCUUCUGAAAGCUGAAAGGCAAGCUCACACAUACUGGUCCUGGAUGUUUUGCAAAACUAGUGCAUCAGAAAUGAACCCAGACUAGUUCACCUGUUGAAGGUCCCCAGAACUCCUGGGGAGGCUAGAGCCACACCCCACCUGUUCUUAUGCCGUCAAUUGCCCCUUUCAGUAAUGUGUUGCAGGGAGUUCUUGAGAAGUUAAACCAGUCAAAGUGCCAUCUUCCCAGGUGCCUUCAAAGUUCUUUUAUGUUUCUGAACCCUAAGUCUUCUUGAUUAGGAGUAAAGUAGAAUAUAAAUGUUUUAAAUAAGUAAAUAUGGACUUGUUAAAAAAAAGUGUUUGACGGCAAUGUCCCUGGAUGGCAGGACAUAAUUAUCCAUAAUUUAUAAAAUGCACAUUCCUGUAUCUCAGGCGUAUAGUUAGCCUUUGUAGGGAUUCUACCAUAAUCAGACAAUAACUGGGUCAGUUGUCCUGGGGAAUUGAAUUGGAUCAUAUCGCUUUGAAAAUAAUUCACUGCGCAAGAGCAGGUCCGUUCUGUGCAUGCUACUCUUUGUUGUUGCUUUAUUCCCCUGUCUAUUCAUUGCUUUUGUUUCGGUCCCUUUUCGGGGGGACUUAUGUUUUUUUUUUUCCCCUCAGGUGGAAUGCCAGUCAGUCUGGUAGCUCUCUGUGUCAGUAAGAAUUUCUUUGGGAAACCAGGCUCUGUUUUUCUUGACUGGAUCCUUCCAGCAGGUAGCAAAACUAAUUCAGCAAGGAGUUCUUUCCUUGAUUCUCAUAAAAUAAACUGCUGUGGUGCUAGGUCGAUUUGGACUGUGAACCUGUCAUUUCUUAUAUUGGAAUCCAAUGUUAACUUCAAGAGAAACAGCUCUGGUGGUAGAAAACUGCUUGCUGUGUUAUGGGUCAUUCUACAGUAUGGUAGAGUUCUGUUGCACUGGAGAAAAUGUCAAAUGUGUAAAGGAUGCUUUAUUACAAAGGGAAAUUAAACAUUAACAUUUGCUUAAAUAUGUUCUUAGAUAUAAUGCCAUUUCUUGUAUGAUGGGAAUCCUAAAUAUGAGAGGAAAUGUCUUUCUCCCCCAGUAACUUGAAUAACAAGUUAUUUGUGCAAUUUUUCUUACGUUUCAAAGAAGUAACGAUGCUGGGAGGCUAUUGUGCUAACUUGGGGUUCAUGUAUGGUUCUUAAAAAUAUGAUUAAUUGUAACAUGUUUUGAGAAGGUAGUCAUGUUGGACUGCUAUGAAGAGCUACAUGCAAGUCCAGUAGUGCCUUAGAGACAAGAUUUUCAAAUUAUAACAACAGGAGGUUUGAGUCUCAAAAGCUUAUGCCCUGAAAAUCUAGUUGAUCUCUAGGUUGCUACUAGAACCUAAGGCAGAUAUUUAUGCUUAAUUAACUUAAUCACUGGAAGAACUGUGGGUUUGUGUUUGUGUUGUGUGUCCCCCUCUGAAUGUCUUCUUCCCUCUAGAAAUGGAAGCCCGAGAUCAAGUAUUAACAGUUUGCUUAUUAAAGGUUACAAAGUUAACAAAA
This is a messenger RNA of Sphaerodactylus townsendi, 4362 nucleotides long. RefSeq names its product phosphoglucomutase 2 (gene PGM2). The transcript is spliced from 14 exons. Gene Ontology annotation, molecular function: magnesium ion binding; phosphopentomutase activity. The record is from RefSeq and is a predicted model, not a curated record. Lineage: Eukaryota; Metazoa; Chordata; Lepidosauria; Squamata; Sphaerodactylidae. Bases 188 to 2002 code for a protein of 604 amino acids. Gene Ontology annotation, biological process: carbohydrate metabolic process; purine ribonucleoside salvage.